UCCCUAUCCUCCACCUCGACCCCGACCCCCGUCUCCUCCACCAUCCCCGUCCUCCCCCGCGCCCGCACCUGCGUCUGCCGCAGUCUCUGGGCCCAACUCGAACCCAACCCGCACAACCCCGCCGAGUUGAACCCUCCCAUGUUCGAAAGCGACAUGAUCGCCUUCACCACGGACGCCCGCAUGGAAAAAGCCGCUGAGAUCGUCGACACGGCCUCGGAAGAGCGGAUCGAAGCCGGGGGCGAGAUGACGGGCGGCGGAGGACCCGUCGAGGCAGUCUUCUGGAUUGAAAAGGCUAAAGACGCCCAAACAGGCGAGGAAAGAAAAGUGAUGACGCAGUGGCGGAUUCGAGGAUCGGCGUGGCUUUUGGGGCCGGACGUGGACAGUGAAGGGGCGAAGAAGGUGCGGGAGGUGUUGAGGCAACGGAUGCGCAGACUGGAGGGCAAGACACAAGAGGAUGAAGAGCAAUGGAGCUGGAGCAGGGAGGUUACGGCGCAUUUUGGAAAUUUGAAUCCGGUCAUGAGGGGCACGUUUCGCGGACCGCCGCCGGGACAGCCGGUGGCGUUCCCCCCUGGAAAAGGGGAGGAGCUGGGGCAGGAGGUGGUGGAUUUGCAGGAUGAGGUGGCGAGGAGGAAUUUUAGGGUGGUGGUGAUUGUGCCGACCGAGGUGGAUCAGGUUGAUUUGUCGGAUGCGAAGAGGGCGAGACGGUGGUUGUAUUUGUGGAGGGGAAAUAGUUAUCAUGCGAAGGAGGCGGGCGGGGAGGUGGAGGGGGAGUGGGAGAAGGUCGAGGUUUGGCCUUGAGGGAUUGAUUGGACUGGUUCGUGAUAUGGACCGUGUGAGUCUUUCGGGUAUGUGUCAUUAAUGAAAGGAAUGAAUGAUUGAAUAGUCAACAUGCCAUUUGAUAAACGGAUUACAGUGUUGGAGGAUAUGUGUCUUGACCUCAUGGUAGAGGCUGCGGACGGUUUGGGUUUUGUCAUUACAAUGUCAUCAAUCACUAGCUCCUAAGCAAUCGAAUCAACAGCUCAAUAGCUCUGAUAUCUCAUGCUCGAUUUCAAAAGGGAUUGAUGAAACUUUCUUUCAGUCAGCAUCAAAACACCCGAAUGUUGAUGAUUCCAGCCCAGGGGCUACUUCCGGUUCAGAUGAGAGCACCCUAACAAAUUAAACUCCGUGCUGAACAUACCUAUUAGCGAACAAAUAAACGAAU
This is a messenger RNA of Neurospora hispaniola, 1201 nucleotides long. RefSeq lists its product as uncharacterized. NCBI's taxonomy places the organism in Eukaryota, Fungi, Ascomycota, Sordariomycetes, Sordariales, Sordariaceae. Gene Ontology annotation, molecular function: FMN binding. The coding region runs from base 139 to 798 and encodes 219 amino acids. The record is from RefSeq and is a predicted model, not a curated record. The transcript has a single exon.